Diachasmimorpha longicaudata is the source of this 1929-nucleotide messenger RNA. It is a transcript of the gene RIOK1, whose product is annotated as serine/threonine-protein kinase RIO1. Gene Ontology annotation, molecular function: protein serine/threonine kinase activity; ATP binding. Gene Ontology annotation, cellular component: preribosome, small subunit precursor; cytosol. Gene Ontology annotation, biological process: maturation of SSU-rRNA. The coding region runs from base 156 to 1793 and encodes 545 amino acids. The record is from RefSeq and is a predicted model, not a curated record. The transcript has 6 exons. Lineage: Eukaryota; Metazoa; Arthropoda; Insecta; Hymenoptera; Braconidae.
AGUUAGAACCCAUAACCUCCCAAUCGGGCAAAACGCGCCUCGCACGUGUGCCCACUGUCAAAACAGUCAAAACUCAUCUCGAAAUUUUCGCAGGCAUUCCCCUGAAAUAAUAAUUAAGAAAUAUACUGCCUGGAAUAGGUAAUUGACUAGGAAAGAUGUCGACAGCUGUCGCUGAAGGCCAGUUCAGUGAUGCGAGUGACACAGAGGAUCCCAGCAAUCCUAGCGUUCACUCAUCAAUUGGCAAGCCAACAUGGCAGCAGUCCCCAGCCGAUCUCCCGGCCGACUCAGACUUGGCCGAUCUCCACCUCGAAGAUUCGAGCGAGGACGAGUGCCUAGACGUCAGCGAGGACGAAUGGGACAUUGACGAGUCCUCAGGACCUAACAGGCCCAAAACCCAGUCUUCUCACUCGAAUACUCAAGCAGCCUCCAACAAGGUCUCCAGCUUCCAGCCCUCUGACAAGCUCUUCCGACGUUAUUCCAACAAAAUAAAUAUCGAGAAGUAUGAGGGCCCCUCACUGCCGCACAGCGCUGCCAAUGUUCUCAUCGAGAACAGCAAGAAAUAUGAUAAAGACAGAUUACGACGUAAAGACAAGCACGAUCGCGCCACAGUUGAGCAGGUGAUGGAUCCCAAGACCCGAAUGAUUCUCUUCAAGAUGUUAAAUCACGGAAUCAUUAUGGAGAUCAAUGGAUGCAUAUCUACCGGUAAAGAGGCUAAUGUAUACCAUGCAACGUCGAAGACUGGAAUCGAGUUUGCUAUUAAGAUUUAUAAAACUUCCAUUUUGCAGUUCAAGGACAGAGACAAGUACGUGAGUGGGGAAUUCAGGUUUCGUCAUGGCUACUGCAGGCACAAUCCCCGAAAAAUGGUGAAGACAUGGGCAGAGAAGGAAAUGAGAAAUCUAAUAAGGCUCAGUCAGGCUGGUAUCAAGAGUCCAAAGCCAAUAAUGCUGAGAAAUCACGUUCUGUUAAUGGACUUCAUUGGCAGCGACGGCUGGCCUGCUCCCAAACUCAAAGACGUCCUCCUGAAGUCGUCUGCCCCUAGGAAAUUGUACAGAGAGUGCGUGGAGAUGAUGUGGAGGCUUUAUAAUAAAUCGAAGCUUGUUCACGCUGAUUUGAGUGAAUACAAUCUGCUGCAUCACGAGGAUUCCAUUGUCGUUAUCGAUGUGUCCCAGGCAGUGGAGCAUGAUCACCCGAUGGCCUUGGAGUUCCUCCGGAAGGACUGUAAUAAUAUCACGGAGUUCUUCAAGAAAAACGGAGUCGCUGUGAUGACGGUCAAGCAGCUGUUCGAUUUUAUUACCGAUCCCACUGUUUGUGAGGCAAACAUGGAUGAAUAUUUGGAUGCCGCUGCAGAGAGGACAGCAAGAGAAGAGAGUGGAGAGGUUGAUCAUGAGCGGGAGGUAGAGGAGGAGGUGUUCAAGCAGGCGUACAUUCCACAGAAUCUUGCGCAGGUGAUCGAUGUAGAACGAGACAUCAAACUCGCCAAAUCUGGGACCGACAAUUUAAUAUACAAAACCCUAGUCGGCCUUCGUGCAGACUUGAAAACAGCGGAAAAACCUGAAAUUCUUGGCGAACAUUCAGAAAAUAGUGAGGGUGAUUCGGACGUGAGUGAAGACGAAUCGAGUGAUGUCUCCGAGGGGGAAUCAAAAUUCGUUAAUGCAUCGAGGCCCAAGGACGAAACUCCAGAGGACAGAAAGUUGAGGAAAAAAGCGGUAAAGGAACAACAGGCCGAGAAAAGGAAAACAAAGAUCAAGAAGCACAUCAAGAAGAGGAAGGAGAGGAUUCAAAAAAAGAAAUAAGAAGAGGCCUGAGUUCACCGGAGAUUUUUCAUUUAUCAUAUCUCCAAUCGAUCCCCGAAGGUGAGAGCAAAAAGGACAUCUUCGUAUUGAGAAUGAUAAUUGCCCUGUAAUAGGCGUAGGCACCUGGAUUAGUUGC